UCUUCACUUAUACAUUGUAAACAUUGGCACGAGACAGCCAGCGUAACGUAUCAAUUUCAUUAUUUAUAUUUAUUUAGUCUAAUAUCUAGCAUUUAUCAAUGGAACAGACUGCACUAUGUUACUGCCUGGCAAAAAAAAAAAGUUUAUUUCACACAGGCCAUUGCAGAUGAGGGUACAUAUAGAGUAGAUCCUCAUUUUUACAUAUCUGGGAUUUAUAAAUUCCUGUGAUUAAUGUAUUUUUGCUACUUACACCAUCAUUUUCUUCCCUAUAGUAUUAAUGCUAUUACUUUACCGCUUUAUGUUGAAACAGCGCCACGUUUAAUAGCAAAACAUCAGUAAAGUUUAGAUAAACAAGAAAAGUAAAAAAGGAAUAGUGUGAGUUUUACUUAUUACACGUUACUGCGUGGGCGUGUGGUUACUGCAGCUUCAUUUCCCAUUUGCAUCCUUUUGCAAACUUACAUUUAUUGUGCCAUGUGCCACAGUAAAAUACAGUCAUGGACCAAAAAUUUGGUGACAUGAAAGCGAAAAUUAAUUUCAUUUUGAUAUUCCUCCCCUUUAAACUUAAAUUUAUUAUGCAUGAAAAUUAAGUUGUAAAUGUGGUUUUUACAUAAACAAACAGUGGAUUGCUGUGCAGUUACUAAAAUGAUUUUAAAAGCCUGUAAAUAUGGCAUCUUCGUGUACGAAAAUUUCACCGUAACAAGUGAUAUAUUGAGAUACUUCAACAUUCUCAUCUCUUACUGAAGAACCAAAAAUUUCAUGUUCAGCUUUAAUCAGUUCUAAAGAACUGCAAAAUUGGAUGGAUUUAUUGUUUUUACCAUGUGAGAUAAUGAAGUUAAAUUAAUAUAUAACAAUAUAAGCAUCUCUGAUAUUUUAUUAAUUGUGGUGUAUAGUUGUGUAUUGUUUUCAUCAUAGUGAGACAGCAAAAAAAAAAUAUUAAUUUCUUGGUUUUUACAUUAUUUUGUGUUGGUCCCUUGACAUAUGUAAAAACGAGGCUCUACUGUAGUUACACAAGACCAUGAAUGUUGACUUUGACAAUGAUACAAAGUUAGGUUUUGAGGUUUGACGAUCCAAAACAAGGAAAUAAUAAAUUUAAUCCACAAGCUGAAUUUAUUUUUAAAAUCCAAGAUGGUGGGUCAAAUCUUUUUAAGGUUGAGCUCCAUGUUAGGCUAUUUGCAUUUUUACACCAUUGUUUUAGUUUUAUUGAAACUCCUACGAGUAUACUAAAUUGUCAUGGAAUUUUUUUUGUACUUUUUCCCCCUGAAAUUAAGCUCUUUUGUUGAAAUGGGUACAUAUUACCGGUAUUUUUUAUUAAGAAAUGUUGGUAGGGUUUUCCUUUGCUCAUGCGCUGCCGGUUGACAGCAGUUGUGCUAUGCCAGUCAGUACGCCAGGUCGAGUUGGGGUGCGGGGAUCCUCCUGAGCUUCGAGGAACGUAACAAGUGGCGUCUGUCGUCCCUGUUGGUUGGGGUUUGGGAAUGCAGAAAACACAUGGUCGUACAAGUGGUAAGGGUAGAGAAAAAUAAAUAGGUCUUCAUUUUUUUCCUGUUCAGGUCUACCGCCGCUUUUCAAUUUAAUAUUUUUUACAAUAAGUUAAAUGUAAAUUCAUUCUUUUAUAACUAAGUCAAGUUAUUGGAUAGCACAAGUUUUAUUACUAUCAUCGAUUUUUUUUUGUGAUAUCCUUUAUUUGUCGAUUUUUAUUUUAGGUCAUGUAAACAAGGUAAUGAUAAACAUAACUGAGUCAUGACAGGUAUGGUUGGCUCAAGAUGUAAGUUUGAUUUCUGAUGGUGGUUGUGAAAUUUUUACUGUUUUGGAUUAACAUAAGUAUAUAAUUCGGGGGGGGGGGGGGGGGGGGAGAGAGAUUUUUUUUGUGAUAUUGUGAACUGAAAUGGAAAAAUAAGUUAGUUAUUGAGUCCUUACUUCAUUUUUUAAAGAAUUUUUGGUUAGCCUAUGACUUUUUUUUUUUUUGGUGUGUGAUCCUACACAAUCCAAACAAAUAGGUACUUCUUAAUCCUAGCAAGUUGUUAUUAAUUUUGUCUCUACCAUCUGCAUUCUUAAUUUUUGGCUAUUAUUUUUUUUUUAUUAUUUAGUUUAUGGGCUUUGGGUUAUCUCCAGUUCCCAUUUGUUUUUUUUUAACCAAACCUAUACUGGGGUGGUGGAUAACCCACUUGGUGAAGGACUGUCAAAUAAAGUCUCACCUUAUUAAGAAAAAAAAAUCUUAUCAUUAUGUUUUGGAUGAUUUGAUACUUAAAGUAAUUUAACCAGUUUAACUAGUUGGGUUAGGUACAUUAAAAGUACUUUGUGUGAACGGUUAUUAGGUUGCUACGUAAAAAAUUAUGUAAAUUGGUGUGAACAAUGGUUAAGUUACCUAGUUAUAUUUUUAAUUAAUAAUUCAUAAUGAUGUUAACUAUUUUCAACGUGGCUAACCAAACCUAAUCAACCAGCCACACUAUUUAAAGUAUUUUACAUGUUGCUAACCUAACUAACCAUCAACACUAUUUUUAAGUAUUCUGAUUUUAACAAACCAAAACUAAUUACUCAUUAAAAUGGUAAACUUUUGAAGUAUCAUAUCACCUUUUAAUAGAAUGUUUGAAAAAUCUAACAGGUAAUAAAUAAAAAGCAGUUUUAUUUUUUUGUUCAGAAAAGAGGCUCUUUUUCAGAAUUACAGAUUUAAUGUACACCUAAUCAUCUCUAUAACUUUAAUAAAAUUCCACCAAAAAUAUAAAUUAUCUUAUUGUUAAAUCAUUGACACACAGUAGGAAUAAUUUUAAAAAAAGCACUUCGUGACUUCCAACAUUUGGCAUAAACUACACAAUGUGUACAUUUCUAGAUGUUGUAUUAACAAAUUAAGUAAAUGUAAAACAAAGGAAUGAGGCUAAACGUUCGUAACAUAUUGUAAAUAUGUUUUAUAAAAAACAUUAACAAUUUUUUUUUGCCUAAACUAAAAAAUUAAGAAAACGUAAAAUGUAAACAAACAGGAGGAUAGUUUAUUCCCGUAAUAUUGUUCACAUUUUUUGUUAGGAUUUUUCCGGUGAAUGAAGUUUUAAAAAAACUUAUUUUUUGUGUUGCAUCAAGUAAUUAAAGAAAAGAAACAUAAAAUUUGGCAUAAUAUAAAAUGUGUAGUAGUUUCUCUUGAAAACAAAGUCAUCGCUCCCGCUUUUAAAACAAAUAACCAAAGAUUUAAUAAACAAGACGUAUAACUCCGUGUUGUAGGAAAAGCACAAAGAGCAUGGACAAAUGCCAAAGUACAGUAGAACCUUGAUGAACCGAGUUAAUUGGGGGGAGUGGGGGGAAAUAAGGUCAGCACGGAUAAGUGAAAAUAACGAAUAAUCGAAGGAAAUUGUAUUUAGGAUAUACAAUACAGCAAAAUUUCCUAAAUAAUUUAUACAGAACAAAUGUACAUGUAUUACUGUCACUAAUUAUUAAUUUUUAAAAAUAUGUUUAAAUGAAAUUAUUUGUAAUGACCUAAAAGACACAGUUUUAAUGAAAAAUAUGAAUUAUAUUUACAAUUUUAUAUGCAUAGGUAUGUGCAAUUGAUAGGGGUCUGCGAAUAUUUGAAAUCGAAAAAAUAUUCGCAAAUAAUUUAUUAUUCGAUUCAAAAUCUCGAAUCGAAUCUUUUCUGAAAAAAAUCGAAAUACUUGUUACUUUUAUUUUGCACAUUUUUGAUUGGCCGAUAUUCGUAAGACGUAAAUAUUAAAAUCCCGCUAAUCUAAUAAUAAGAAUUUGGUUACAUCUAUUAUGAGCUGCGUUUUAAACUUUCGACGCACGCAGCCAAAACGAAAAUAAGCAGAAAAUUACGUACUGUUUGUUUACUUCAUUCAUAAGUAGAUUCUGCCAAGGUCGAAAAUGAUUAUCGAACGCGCGAUUGUCACACACGAAUCGACGACACGCAUGCUUCACAUAAUCUUUAAAAACAGUGUGUAAAUAUUGUGUUUUAUUUGGGAAUUCUCCAAAUUUGGCAUAUUUUUAGUGAGCUAAAAUGGCAGACAAAGCAAAACGUAAAAUAAGUGGUUUGUGGUUAUAUUUUGAGCAAAGUGAUGACGAAGCAAUUUGCUCGAACUGCAACAAACGGUUAAAGACGCCGACAGGUUCGUUAGGCCAGCGUACAUUGGUGUUUAAUAAUGCGUCAAUAUACUCAGGUCGUGUCCUCAAUAUCAGAUUUUACAAACAAAAUUAUUAUCUGACGCGAUAUUGUGUACAGAUUUAUGUCGUUCUGUGCUGUAUUUAUCAAUUCGUGCGUCCAAUGUUGUAUGUAGUGAAUUUUUUUUUGAAUAAACCACGUCAUGUUGUUAACCUUCAAAACACAUGUACGGCGGUAAAAUAAACGUAUUCAGGAGUAAACCGUUGUUUAUCUUGUUCUUAAGACUUGAUAAUAAUUAAGUGUUGUAGUAACUUGUAUACCAUGUUAUUGUUUUCUUAAAAAUUAUUGCGGUAAGUAUAUCAUUUUCAAAUGUAGACAUUUUUGGAUUUAGGGGUCAAAUUAUUAUUAUUAUAAUUAGUGCUACGACGAGUGCUAAAAAGUGACUGUCAAAAUACGUCCACAUUAAAAAAAAUUCAUAAAUACUGUGUUUUACGCAUAAUCGUCGCUCAUUUUAUACUAAAAUCAAGUUUUAAAAGUACAGGUGUGACUUUUGUGCGAAAAAAAAAAAUUGUUUGGUAAGUUAUUCAUAAAACGUAUUCACAUAAAUUACGUUCAUUUAAAUCUAUGACAUAACUACAUUAAUUUAUUAGAAGUAAUGUAUAAGCUAUUAUCAGGCAAACAAACCAGUGAAAAGAAUCCACUAAUAUUGUGGUGUGUAAUACAAUGCGUUUUUGCACCUUUUACUCCUUUAUUUAUUACAUGACGGUUUAUUACAAAAAAGCAUUAAGUUUUUUCGCAUCGAUUAAAUAACUUUUUUUUUUUUUUUUUUUUUUGGCUGGCAGUCUGGCGGGAAACGACGAUUGUCACCCCCUAACAACCAGUUGUGCCCAAAACCCCCAAUGCGGACAAAAACGUCCAAGUGCCCACCCUCGCUUAGUAGAUAUUUUCUACUCUUCCAACUCUUCUUCCUGAGCCAUCCUUCUACUCCCGUAGCCAACCCGCAUGUAAUUAAUGCAUGAAAUUUUGCAUCCCGCAUGUAAGUGCCCAGGGUUUUCCCUGUGUCUAUUAAGGUUUCACCUGGGCCCAACUUAUCUAGUUUAUAGUCUAGAAUAGUCAGUGAGGGGAGUUAGUCAUGGCGCCAAUCGCUGCCAUGGCUGGCCAAUCCCUCUCCUAGCACAUGAAGCAUGCUCCCUCUCCCGCAUGGCUUAAACCCUUCAUGAUUAGAGCGUAUAGGCUUCGGCCUGAGACACACUUAGUCUAUACCUAACCCAGACCCCUCCCAAAUACACUUAGUUUUAAUUUAGGUUAGGAAAAGAAAAAUUUGUUUUGCACCGCCAAGGAGAUAACUUAAUAUAACCAAAAAAAACGUAAUAACUAAAAAAAACUUUAUAUGAGAACCUGUGAUCCGACUUUUUAUUUGCUGGUAGUUAUGGGCCCGCCCAACAGAUAGCGACACAUGGUUUCAGUUUCCACUGUAAGAGUCGCACUUCUUUGACUGUUUCAAAGAUCUGAUGAAACACUUGAAACCCAACUACAAAAUACCUGUUAGUACUACAUUUUCACAGAACAUUAUUCCAGAACUUUACAAAACUGAACACAAAAAGCUGGAAGACAUGCUACACAAAGAUUUGUGUUUAGAUGACGAUACGCAAGCCACAUGCUGCCAAAGUCUUGCAUUGACUACUGACAACUUUUCAGCAAAUAACAUUUCUAUGGAUUUGAAAAUCAGUGUGCUCAAUGUCGUCAUGGUUUCACAAUUCAUUGCUUGUGUACAUAAAUGUGUGUUAAGUGUUAAGCUUCAAAUAAAGCUUCCUUGCACUAGUUAUGUUCUAUGUAUAUAAGGUCAUACAUGUUAAAUAUAUUAGGUACUACUUACUAUUUACCUAAAUAAUUAAUAUCACAUGUGAGUCGUCCAGUUGCAAAACUCAUUAUGUCCACAUUUUCCAGAAAUUGAGUUAUUUACUCCAUGUUGUUCUUCAGUGAAAAAUACACAAUCUAGGAUAAUUGUAGCGAUGCAAAUCUCAUUUAAUCCAGUGUUAAACAGGCAUUGAAAAACCCGUACUGCAGCAUAACUCGUUAUGUCCAUGAGCAGAACUGCUGCAAUACUCAUUAUGUCCAACUAAUCAAACUGAUGCAAAACUCGUUAUGUCCAAGAGUAAUACAUAUUGAAUAUAAUAAACUGAAACAAAAUGCACCAUGUCCAAAUUUUAACACCGAGAGUGUGUUCAGUAUUUUCACAAUGUGUUCUUGAAUACUAGACAUGAAAAAAUUACGAGAUUCAAGUUGUAAGAUUGGCUAUCAUGGAAAAACUUCUCUACGUCUUAUAAUCUAUGAUUUUUUUUUUCAUUAUUGCAGUAAACAUUGUCAAAGUAUUUGCAUUCAGUCAACUAUAAACAAAGCAUCGUAAACAGUUUAUACAGUAUUAAUAUUAAUUAUGAAUCCUUUACAAGUACAGGAAGUCCAGCCUGGAAAAGGAAGAAAGAAAAGGGCAUUGAAGGACAGUUGGAAAAGAAAUGUUGCCAAGAGAAUGAGGUACUCUGCACCUUCAUUUCCACGACCGCCGUCAUGUAACCACAAGGCAGCAGAGGCGUAUCGUUGCAGUGAGGUGACGUAUCAAGAUGUGAGGAGAAUGCAUCAACGUUUCUACGGCCACCAUGAUAGAGAAGGACAACAAAAUUUUAUAUUACAUCAUGUUGUAGUGUGCACACCAAAACGAGGAAGGUCAAGAAAUCGCAAUAGCGAUUUUCACCGAAAAAAAGUAAGCACAAAAUAUUUAAUUCCAUGUUUGAACGGUAGUCACACGGUAAAUAUACAAGUCUGCAAAAAACUAUUUAUACAGACCUUAUGUGUAUCAGGAGACCGUGUUCAAAGUUUAUGCAGAAAGUUUCUGCAACUAGACGAUGUGCCUGUGGACAAACGUGGAGGAGACAAAAUAUCCAUCCGUUAUUCAGAUAAGAGGCAGUCAGUAAAGGAAUUCAUAAAUUCACUUACUGUACUUGAAUCACAUUACUGUCGCAGUAAAAAUAUAACUAGGCAAUAUCUUCCUAGUGAACUAAGCAUUAAAUCCCUUUGGACAAAAUAUCAAGACACACAUGACAAAAAGGUGCACGUAAAGUACGAUUAUUUUCGCAGCAUUUUUGAUAGUGACUUUAACAUAGGUUUCGGUUCUCCAGCUACUGACUGCUGUUCAGUAUGCCUUUCACUUAAGGAACGAAUAAAGAAAUGCACAGAUGUGCAACAGAGAAAGGAACUGCAAACAGAACUCAUCAUUCAUGAACAACGAGCAAAAGCAUUUUAUGAUAUCUUACGACACAGCAAUGAACAGGAAAUCACAUUUAGCUUUGAUUGCCAGAAAAACCAGCCAAUUCCUAAAAUACCCGACCAGUCAGCAUACUAUCUAAGGCAGUUAUAUUUAUAUAACUUCACUAUUUGUGUUGGAAAUUCAAAAGAAAGCCAGCGGAAGGAGAAUACAUUUUCUUAUGUAUGGCUUGAAGACGAAUACAAGAAGGGAUCAAACCAAAUUGCUAGUGCCCUCCAUCAUCAAUUAUUGUCCGCAGACUUAACAAAUUACAAAUCAAUAAAGUUGGUAGCAGAUGGCUGUGGAGGCCAAAACAAGAACAAAAUUCUUAUAGCUAUGCUCUGCAAAUAUCUGGCUGAAGAUGCUCCUACAUCAGUAAACCAAGUAACUUUGGUAUUCCCAGUACCUGGACACUCCUUCAUCCCUCCUGACAGGAUAUUCGGACGGAUUGAAUCGCAAGUAAAGAAAAAAUCAACAAUCCUUACUCGCCAAGAUUAUGAAAACAUUAUUGAAUCCCACGCAACCCUGAAACGUUUGGGAGAAGAAUGUCCUGUAUUGCAUUGGAAAGAUGCAGUUUCCAAAGUUAUUAAAGAGCCCGGUCAAUGGCAUUUCAAACUUCAACCUUGCAAGAGGGUAGUAAUUACUCGAACUUCACCUGGUAAGUGUGUAAUUAGGGGAGAAGUCAACUAUAAUACUGAUAUUGGUGAACCAAAAAGUGUGUUGAAACGUGGGAAAAUGUUGUCAGCUAUCAAACCGAAAGAAGAGAAAAAAGGAAUACCACUUAAGAAAGAAAAAGUUACUGAUUUGAACACGUUGUUGAAAAAGCACUUUGGUAAUGACUGGGUUGAAAUGGAUAACCUAUUGUUCUUCAAAACUUUGUUUUCACAGCAAGAAUCAUUAACUGAAGAAGUGGCAGAAAAUGAUUCUGAUCUAGGAGAAUUGUUAGAAGAAAAGGAAGGGCUGAUACUUUAAAGUUUAUGGGAAAUUACCUUUGUAUUUAGGUCUACAUUAUUAUUGUAUCUGUUAAUUUUUUUAUGUAGAAUACCCAUUGUGAUGAAAGAUGUAUACUGAAAAUAUUUCAUUCUAUUUACUUUAUUGGAAUGUGAUUGUAUGUACAUGAAUGAAAUGUAAAGUAUUUUGUAUAAAGUAUACCCAUUUUGAAGAAAAUUGUGUACUGCAGCAAAAUUGUGUUUACAUUUAUUUAGAAUAUUGUAUUUGCAUUAUUUUGUCUGGUAAUAUUUCUACAGAGUAUACCCAUUGUUAUUUUAGAUGUAUACUGCAGCUAAAUUGCAUUUAUAUUUUUUUCGAAUCUGGUAAACUUAGUAUAAAGAGUCCCCAGUGUUACAUACUGCAGCAAAAUGCAUUAAGUCCUCCUAACUGCUGCAAAACUCAUUAUGUCCAAACAUGUUUUGGAAAUAACUUUGGUAAUUUAAGUGAAAAUUAUCCACUCUCUGGUUGAUAAUUUGUGAUAUUUAUUGUCUAUUUAUUAGUACAAAUUCCAAAUUUCUAUCUGCAAUAUUUCAUUAACCACAGUUUUUUGCCCUUCCUGAAAAAUCUGUUUCUCUGGACAUAAUGUGUUUUGCAACUGGACGACUCAUGUAUAAAAAUAAUUGAAUUUUGCUAAAAGUGUGAAAUUAGUAAUCCUUGGUCAAACAAAUUUUUUAUCUACAAUAAGUAAUACAAUAUUCGAUUCGAAAAAAAUUCGAAAUUCGGGAAUAAUUUUGCAUUCGAUUCGAAAUUCGAUUCAAUUUUUAAAAUGCUGAUUCACAGACCUCUAACAAUUGAACGAAUAACUUUCCUUGUAUCAACAAACAAUCCUGUAAACAUCUACAUACGUAUGCACCAGUUACAUUUUAGUAAAGUAGUCUGUUACAAAUUUUUGCUUUUUACUUUUGGAAACAACCUUUCUUAUUUCUGUUUUCAUAUUCUUUAAAGUUAUAAUAUAGUGGUAAUGAGUGUGCCAAGUUUCACAAGGUUAGGAAGUGAUUCUAGGAAGUAAGGGCAGUUGUUCCGUAUUUGUAAUUCAGUUUAACCCGAACUAGUAUUUUCUUCUCACUGGUAAUUCUAGUCAGUUUCUUUCUACUUUUA
This is a messenger RNA of Bacillus rossius redtenbacheri, 9461 nucleotides long. RefSeq lists its product as uncharacterized. The record is from RefSeq and is a predicted model, not a curated record. Lineage: Eukaryota; Metazoa; Arthropoda; Insecta; Phasmatodea; Bacillidae. The transcript has 2 exons. The coding region runs from base 6510 to 8345 and encodes 611 amino acids.